AGAAUAAACCCGCGCCGCUUUUGCAUGAACUCUGCCCCGCCCCUCCAGGCGUCGCCGCUGCAGCAGGGCCGCUGUCCGCGGGUCAGAGGCACGCGACGGGUACGCGCGCCUGUACAUUCCCCGCAUGAAUCAUCGGCGCUGGUCCGCGGGGUGAUGAUUCAUGCACCGCUCGGGAGCUCGCGGCCACACGUUCCCGGCGUCCUGUGACGGCCGCACACGCAGCUUCCUUCAUGUUAAAUACACGUUUCAAAGUGCAAACGCCCGGAGCCAGCAACGUGUAGACCCAGGCCGGGCGACCGAGAGAAAAGGCGCCUUUCGGCCGCUGCCCGAGUUCCCGGGUCUGGGAGGAGAGCCGGCAGGUCCUUGCGCCCCUUUGGGCCCCCCGUCCCGGCACGCGCCGCAGGGGGCGCGGAGGGCGCACAGCCCGGGAGCCGGCCGCUCCGGUGGCGGGGCCGCGGCCGCGGCUGGAAGGAAGCCCUCCGAGAGGAGAAAGUUCCUCGGGCCCUCCCUCCGCCCGCCCCGCGCCCGGUCCCGCCGCGCCGCCCGCCGGCCCGCACCAAUGUCAGGUUGGGCAACUUGUGACCCCCGGGAGCCGGGCCGCCCCCUCCUGCCCGCCCGGCUCGCCCGGAGCCGGGGCCUCCCCCACCCAGCGGGAAACAGCGACGUCAGAAACUUCCCCGGGCCGCGCCGGGCAGAAACGCCGCCGGCUCCCCGCACAUCGCCCUUACCUUGCUCUCCAGAGGCCACGAUCCGGGCGGGCGGCGCGGGGCGCGUGGUGCGCGAGCGAGCGCGCGCGUGGGGCGGUAGGUGAGGGAGCCCGCGCC
Molecule: messenger RNA, 824 nt
Organism: Myotis myotis
Lineage: Eukaryota; Metazoa; Chordata; Mammalia; Chiroptera; Vespertilionidae
Product: translation initiation factor IF-2-like
Exons: 2
Coding region: 161-811 (216 amino acids)
Source: RefSeq, a predicted model, not a curated record